GAGCCGCCGACGGCCGGACCCCGCGCGCGCCUCGGCCACGCGCCACCACACCUUCGCGCGGACGAUAAAAAACCAGCCGCGUUUCAAACGAACCAACCUACCAACGCCGACGCGGCCACGUCCCCACCCAAAGAAAAAAGAGCAGCGGCCAGAGCCAUGGCGGCCACGAGCUCUGCCUCCGUGGCAGCAGCGCUCGCCUCCCACCCCUUCACCGCCUCCGCCUCCGCCUCCUCUUCCCGCGUCUCCGCCAGCGGCCACCGCGCCCCGAGGCCCUUCAGGGUCGCCACCAUCAGAUGCUCCAGCGCGUCGCCGAACCUGUCCCAGGGUGCUCCGGCGCCGGCGCCGCCCAAGCCCCAGAUCGAGCUCGAGUUCGUCGGGCCGAAGCCGGGUGCGGACGGCUCCUACCCGGUGGACCGGGCGGAGGCGGCGAGCGGCGAGAAGCUCCUCCGCGACGUCAUGAACGAGAACAAGAUCGAGCUCUACGCCGCAUACGGUAAGGUGAUGAACUGCGGCGGCGGCGGAAGCUGCGGCACUUGCAUCGUCGAGAUCCUCGAUGGAAAGGAGCUCCUAAAUGAAAGGACGAACACCGAGAACCGGUACCUGAAGAAGAAACCGGAGUCAUGGAGGCUAGCUUGUCAGACUAUUGUAGGCAACAAAGAGAACUCCGGCAAGGUUGUGGUCCAACGGCUGCCCCAGUGGAAGAAAUGAUUGUGCGGCACCACACUACUCGAUGUACUGAGAGUCUGAUAGCAUGUGGUCAUCAAGCUGUAUCUGACUAAAUGUCAUGCACUGUGCACUAGUGAAGAGAAAGUAUUGCCUCAUCACAGCGCUUGUUAUCAGUUCUCUGAUACGUACUUUGCAAGUUUGGGCUUCGGCCCACAAGUAUAUCGCUGUAGAAUUCAUGUGCAGUACAUGUUAGUGCUAGUCUUUUCGAAACAAAAAUGCGAAGGCAGGGCAUUACAGUCUU
This is a messenger RNA of Panicum hallii, 967 nucleotides long. Its product is annotated as photosynthetic NDH subunit of subcomplex B 3, chloroplastic. Gene Ontology annotation, cellular component: mitochondrion. The coding region runs from base 157 to 708 and encodes 183 amino acids. NCBI's taxonomy places the organism in Eukaryota, Viridiplantae, Streptophyta, Magnoliopsida, Poales, Poaceae. The record is from RefSeq and is a predicted model, not a curated record. Gene Ontology annotation, molecular function: 2 iron, 2 sulfur cluster binding. The transcript is spliced from 6 exons. Gene Ontology annotation, biological process: P450-containing electron transport chain.